AUGCAGCUCGAUCGUCAACUGCCGAAAUAUAUUGAUGUAGAAGGAGUAGAAGGUGUAGAAGGUGAUCAAGAUAGUGAUCAAUUGUUUACCGAUGAAGAAGAAGAAGAAAUUGAAAUGGAAGAAGAGGAAACUAUUUAUGAGAGAGCACAGGAUAAUUCUGUUGAAACCAGGAUGAUAGAAGAAUCAUUUCCAGUUAUUGAAGACCCAAAUACAGAAAUAAUGGAAGAAGAAGAUGGUAAAGAAACAGAGGCAGAAAAAGAAGAAAGAGAAAUGAACGACCAGAACAUCGAAUUGGCAGCAAAACUUCACAUAUCAACAUUUGGAAAAUGUUAUGUUUGUGAAGAAAUAGGAAUAGUAUACGGCUGCAUAUACUUAUGUUACGAGUGCGAGUCAAAAAUGGAAGAACUGGUUAAAAAGGGAACAACAGUCUUUUGCCGUGGUGGAUCGUAUGAAAAAAUCUAUUACAAUUCGGAAUUAAUGAAACAGUAUGUGGAUGGAGGAUCUAAAGAAAAGUCCUUGGAAGAAAAAGGUGCCGAUGCUCACUUUGCCAAAUACUUGGAUCGGUGUUGGGAUCGAUAUGUUCAAUGGAUCUGGGAGCAGAAAGACAUCUUUCAACUGAACGUCGACCAAGUGAUCGUUCUUUUAAAAGCAAAUGGCAACAAAGGAAAGUACCUAACAGCAAUAGCCGAUCAGGUAGGCAAAGGGCCAGCCUUCAAAGUGGACGGGGGAUACAUCAAUCCAGAUAACAUAAAAUCCUAUAAGCACAGAUGCUUGCUCAUUAUUAUCCUGAAUAUAGCCACACAGAUGUUCCAUUUAAAAUUUACAUUUUACCAUUUGUAUCUCCUAAAGUUGGUUUGCCUCUUCAAGUUAGACGAGACAGCAAGUGGAGCGAGUAUCGCUCAUCCAGAAGCAACGAUAUUAGCUGAAGAAUAUUCGAUCUUAUUACAGAAAAUAUGUGAAGAAAAAGAGCAAGCGGUAACAGUCGAAGAAGUUAUGAGUUUGGUACAGUCCCUUGACAAGCAACUGACCAUCAGAGAUAAAAACAGUAAGACAGUGGAAAGACAUAUCGAGGAUUUAUUGGAGGAAAAUCGAGGAAAGAUCAGUUUUCAACCUCCAGAUCAGGAGUCAAGAUGCGUGAUUGUUCGCAAAUGUAUUUGAGUAAAGUGUUCCUGUAUAAAUUGUCUAAUGUGACCAAGAUAAGCGUAACUACCUUCGA
This is a messenger RNA of Centruroides sculpturatus (bark scorpion), 1216 nucleotides long. RefSeq lists its product as uncharacterized. The record is from RefSeq and is a predicted model, not a curated record. Bases 1 to 1158 code for a protein of 385 amino acids. The transcript has 10 exons. NCBI's taxonomy places the organism in Eukaryota, Metazoa, Arthropoda, Arachnida, Scorpiones, Buthidae.